Messenger RNA from Felis catus (domestic cat), 1815 nucleotides. It is a transcript of the gene SAXO1, whose product is annotated as stabilizer of axonemal microtubules 1. The record is from RefSeq and is a predicted model, not a curated record. The transcript is spliced from 3 exons. Gene Ontology annotation, biological process: microtubule anchoring. Gene Ontology annotation, molecular function: microtubule binding. NCBI's taxonomy places the organism in Eukaryota, Metazoa, Chordata, Mammalia, Carnivora, Felidae. The coding region runs from base 445 to 1659 and encodes 404 amino acids. Gene Ontology annotation, cellular component: axonemal microtubule; cytoskeleton; ciliary basal body.
GAAGAAUAAAAUACUUUUCUCUUACAUGACCUUAAAGAUUGUAAGAUUAUGUGAGAUUGGGGACAUGCAGUUAUGUUGUGGUUAAUGGUAGAUUUCAAUGAAUGUUCUCAACAUAAAAACAUAAUGAGGGAACACAUAUAUUCUGAUCAAAUUCACUCUUAGCCACAGUAAAUAUUUUUGCGUUGGAUAUAAAUGAGUUACACUUUAAACUUAAAACUUUACCACUCUUCAGAAGUAGAUCACCCCCUGCCCCCAACUCCUGCAAAGAUCGUUUGCUUUGUUAUAGCUGAUCAGGAAAUAGAACCAUAGGUGUACUUUCACAAAGAAACUUGAAUUUUGUACCAGAAAAGGAGAUUCAGUUAACAGUUUUAUUCCUUAAACAUGCUGAGCAAGGAUUUUACUGUAUCAGCUCUUAUCUUUGAGUAACCAACUUCAGGAUGACCCAUGAGCUGGAGAGAGUUUGGGCUUCACAAAGUGUUACCAGUGAAGGUCUACCAGCCUGACCAGUUCGUCCCAAGUGAAGAGAACAUGGAUUUGCUCACAACAUAUAAACAAGAUUACAACCCAUACCCUGUCUGUCGAAUGGACCCCAUCAAGCCUCGGGACAGUAAAUAUCCAUGUGGUGACAAGAUGGAGUGUCUGCCUACUUACAAAGCUGAUUAUUUACCCUGGAACCAACCAAGACGAGAGCUACUUCGUCCGGAACACCAUUACCGACCAGCAUCAACCAGGUUUGAUAGUAGAACUACACACCAGGAUGACUAUUCUGUAAAGGGCCUAGUGAGCACCAUGAGCUGUAAGCCUCUGGCCAUGCCCAAGCUCUGUAACAUCCCCCUGGAGGAUCUGACUAACUACAAGAUGAGCUAUGUGGCCCACCCGAUGGAGAAACGCUUUGCGUAUGAGGCAGCAAAGUUCAGUCCCUGUGAAAUCCCCUUUGAAAGCCUUACCACCCAUAAAGAGUCUUUCCGGGGCCUGAUGGGAGAGCCAGCCAAGAGUCUGAAACCUCCAGCCAGGUCCUGUGGUUUAGAAACGCCUUUCUCUAACACCACUGAGUUUAGAGACAAGUACCAAGCUUGGCCAACGCCCCAGAUGUUCUCCAAAGCUCCUGUCACUUAUGUCCCUCCUGAAGAAAAGAUGGACCUUCUGACAACAGUGCAGGCCCAUUACAUGUACCCUAAGGGUGCCCCAGCUCAGUCCUUCCGGCCAGUGAUCUCAGUCAAGAAGGGUGGCCGCUUUGAAAGCUCCACUACCACCAAGGACGACUAUAAGCAGUGGCCGGGGACGCGCAUGGAGCCAGCCAAACCCAUUCCCCAGCUGAACAUUCCCACUGAGCCCUUGGACUGUCUGACUACCACUCGGGCUCACUAUGUGCCCCACCCACCCAUCAAUACCAAAAGCUGUAAGCCUCCUUGGGCUGGCUCCCGAGGAAAUAUCCCUGUGGAGGGCCAGACCACAUACACCAUCAGCUUUACUCCCAAGGACAUGGGCAGGUGCCUGGCUUCAUACCCUGAGCCUCCUGGCUACAUUUUUGAGGAAACGGAUGCUUUGGGGCACAAGAUAUACAGGCCGGUCUCCCAGACAGGCUCUCAGCAGGGCAGCCGUCUUUCUGUAGGUGAUUCGGAAAACCCCAACCAGCGAGAGUUGGCAGUGUCAGCCUGAUUUUUUAAAAACUGUUACUUAGAAAUUGCACAAUACUUUUAAAAGCAGAUGAUUGAGAGUUAUUUGUUGGCCGAAAAAGAAUUCCCCAAAGUGGAAAAAAAAAAAAGUCUUCAGCAUCAUUUCCAGGACACUUGAAUAAAAUGAGAAUCGCUUGAC